Triticum dicoccoides is the source of this 1817-nucleotide messenger RNA. RefSeq names its product protein ABHD18-like. The record is from RefSeq and is a predicted model, not a curated record. Bases 436 to 1530 code for a protein of 364 amino acids. The transcript has 6 exons. NCBI's taxonomy places the organism in Eukaryota, Viridiplantae, Streptophyta, Magnoliopsida, Poales, Poaceae.
CUCCACCUCUCUCUCUCUCUCUCCCCCUCCCGUGGAUCUCGGUCCGGAUUGUGCCGAUCCCUCCCGCGCACGAGCGGCCCUCCCGUGGUCUCUUGGCGUCCCGCCGCCGUCGUCGCUGGCUCCCGUCCGCCACGGAUUAGGCAGGUGCGCUGUCCGAACCGCCCGUCGUGCUUCUUAAGAGACUCGGCGUCUGCCUGGUCGGUUCGGGCAUUGCGGCGUUGACAGCCAGCUGGAUUCCUGGCUUGGAUACUUAUUAGAUGUGACGCCGUAGAGCGCGCCUGGAUUUGGCUGCAUUGGGCGUUGUCAGGUGUCUGCCCUGUCGAAGGCCUCGAGUAAUUAUCUUACAGAUCUGCCUCGAUUAGGCAUUUGCCAGUGUUUGUGGUUGUAAUUUGUGGUAAAGUCUGAGUAAUCAACUUUAAUCAGACAUUCUUGAAUAUGGUAUCAGUGAAUGUUGGGUUAGUACAUUAUGUAUUGGACCAUAUAUAUGGAACUCUCCUUCAUCGCACGAAAUUAGGAACACCAUUUUUCUCAAAGGGAUGGGGAGGUACCAAACUUGAUUUGUUAGAGAGGAUGGUGAAGCAGCUUUUCCCCGAAGCACCUUGCCAGAACUGGCCACCAACUGCUGUGCAGCCUAAAUGGAAAACAGUUUGGGAGACAAAGAACUCUUGUCUUCGAGAGGGUGUUUUCCGGACAACAUGUGAUGAGAGACUCAUUGAUGCAUUGCCUCCUGAGAGCCACAAUGCAAGAGUCGCUUUUCUUACACCCAAGGAUGUCUCACCAGAGAAGAUGGCUUGCGUGGUCCAUCUGGCAGGCACCGGUGAUCACUCAUUUGAGAGAAGGCUCCGGCUUGGUGGACCUCUUUUGAAGGCCAAUAUUGCAACCAUGGUUCUUGAGAGCCCCUAUUAUGGACAACGACGUCCUAGCAUGCAGCAUGGGGCCAAGCUUCAAUGUGUGAGUGACUUGCUACUCUUAGGAAAAGCCACUAUUGAUGAAGCUCGCAGCCUCUUAUACUGGUUGCAGGCUGAGGCUGGUUAUGGCAAGAUGGGCAUAUGUGGGCUCAGCAUGGGCGGUGUACAUGCUGCAAUGGUUGGAUCCUUGCAUCCUACGCCAAUUGCCACACUACCAUUUCUUGCUCCACAUUCUGCUGUGGUACCUUUCUGUGAAGGACUUUACAGACAUGCCACAGCUUGGGAAGCUCUGAGAGAAGAUGCAGCAGCAUUAGCUAAAGAUGCAACUUCUUUGACCGAAGAUGCGGCAUCCGGAAUCACCAUUGAGCAAGUAAAAGACAGAUUACGGUCAGUGCUGUCUCUGACGGACGUCACUCGAUUUCCCCUACCAAAGAAUCCACAGGCUGUCAUUUUUGUUGGUGCGACGGAUGACGGUUAUAUUCCUAGACACUCGGUGAUGGAGCUCCAGAAGGCAUGGCCGGGCUCAGAAGUCCGGUGGGUGACGGGAGGCCAUGUGUCCUCUUUUUUACUCCACAACGACUCGUUUCGCAAGGCCAUCGUGGAUGCCCUUGACAGAUUAUAACAGGGCGAUUCUUGUGUACCCAUGGUCAGGGAUACACACCAAUUGAACUCUGCAAGCUCAUGACGGAUUGCAUCUCUUGUUGUAUUUUCUUUUAUAAGAAGAGCCGUGAUAUGGCACAUUAGUUGUUGUAACUUAAUUAAGAGUUUGGAUUAAACAAGUGGGAGAAUGAGGGGCAGUGAGUAUCAAAAUUAGUGGAGAUGUUGGCCCAUUGGCUGUAGAUCACAUUUGUAACACAAAUACAGUGACUUGUUGAUUUUUUAACUGGCAAUAAGAUGAUUCACAAUGCU